Messenger RNA from Prionailurus viverrinus (fishing cat), 6287 nucleotides. RefSeq names its product heterogeneous nuclear ribonucleoprotein H3 (gene HNRNPH3). Lineage: Eukaryota; Metazoa; Chordata; Mammalia; Carnivora; Felidae. The record is from RefSeq and is a predicted model, not a curated record. Gene Ontology annotation, cellular component: nucleoplasm; ribonucleoprotein complex. Gene Ontology annotation, molecular function: RNA binding. The transcript is spliced from 8 exons. The coding region runs from base 4511 to 5158 and encodes 215 amino acids. Gene Ontology annotation, biological process: regulation of RNA splicing.
AUUCCGCCGCCCGGUGGCGAAGGUUUUUAAGCCAGGCUUGGCUGUCGGACGGAGAGAUGGGGGGCGGGGGGGAAGGGGCGUACUCUCCUUAGCUCUCCGGUCUCUAGGGCAGCUAGAUAAACGAAAAGUCUCCGGGGAGGAAUAAAGGACGCUUAGCCGGCCCUUAUAUUCCAGAUUUGGAACUUCGAAAAGAGUACGUACUGAUUCUCCAGAGGGUUUUAUUCUUCUCACAUUUCUCUUAAACGUAAAGACUUUGUGGGUGAUUGUUUUUGUAAGAAGAAAAGCGGGUGACUUCCAAUAGGAAUGUGAAAUGGGCAACUUAAUCGUUCGGGUGCAGUGAACUCCGAUAACAGCCUUUUGAACUUUUGGGCAGGGGUGGGUGGUUUAGCAGUGGGUUUUGUGUAGUUUGGCACCACACUGAGUAAUAAUGUAAGUAGGAGUUUUACCUUUGGGAAGCAGUUAAAACAGUGAUGGCAUAAAUUUGUGUAGGAAUUUAAUUACUUUCAAUAUUAAGUCUCCAAGAGUUGUAUGUUGUGCAGAGAGGCUGUAGAAGUAAAAUACAUCAAAAUACAGUUAGCAUUUAUUUUCUUUUGGCAGCUAAGCAUGUUUUUUAUUUAGUAUAGGACAGUGGUGAUAUUUUGGCCAAGAAAAAAAGCCUACUCAACAACAAAAAAACAAACCGAAAGCCCAGUCACGUGGUGGUGUGAUGGGGGGGCGGGGGUUCCUUAGAACUGUACAGAGAAGCUAGGUCCGUAAUUUUCACUGAGUACCUAAAACAGUGAGUCAGGGCCUGAGAAUUUUAUAAAGAGUUCCCGAUAAUGAAUAUGCGUCCUUACAAGAACUCUUAUUACCUACUUUUUUCAGCUUUAAAAACAAAAAACCUUCCUACUGUUGAAGAUGGUCUGAUUUUAGUAGCCUUUGAAAAAGCCUAGAGUUUUCUGUAAAGUAGUACAUGAUAUAAUGGCUUUCCUAAUUGGAUUACCCUAGAAACCUUUUUUGUGUCCUUUUACCUGCAUAAUCUGGAAAUCCAUCUGAUUACUAAUUACCUUUAUAUUUUUAAUAACCAUGUUCUUUUUCUUUUUUUGAUGUUCUUAUUUUGGUAUACAAGUGGCUGAGCUGCAAUACGUGAUGGUAAACUUUGUUUUAAAAAAGAACUCCUUUAUAAUUUUAGGGACUUAACAUCUCCUUUAGGUAUUAGUGGUGUGUCUACCUUUUCUACUGAUAAUUAAGGAGCAAACACAUUGGCAAGGGGAAAUGAUGUAAGAUGUUCAGUUUAAUUAUCACUUUAUUGCCAAAAUUUGAAGUUCAUUCUCAUUUUUUAAGACCAGUGAGCUACCAUUUAUAAAGUUAUUUAUUGUUACAUCAAACCCUAACUUCAUUAUAUUUCAGAAGAUAGUAUAUGCCUCUGUGUAAUAAAGGAAUUUUAUAUUUCAUUUAACCUCUUAGAUGCUUAGCAACUUGGAGAUAGAAUUCACAUACCAUAAACUUCACCUAUUUAAAAUCAUGUGGACUUUUGUGACUGGCUUCUUUCACUUAAUAUCAUGUUUAGGAAAUUAAAGUCUCACUCAAAAGUGACUUCAGUUGUACUAGUUCAGCUGCUGGUAUUUUUAAUUGGUGCUAACACUUGGAAGUCUUAAAGCAGAAUUGGGAUUAGUCGUGAAACUCGUGCAAAGAAAGGUCGAGAUGGAUUAUCCUGAAUAAUUGGUAGACUCUAGGUAGUGUCUGAGACCGCUUUAUUAACGUAUUAGAGCAAAUUGUCUUUUUGUAUGCUUUCAGAGUUUGUCUUGGUUUUGUUUUGUAAGUAGAAUUCUAGACUCAAAUUUUGAGUUUUGAAGGAAUAAUCAAGUGUGGCUUUUAAAAUUGUGUAGUCUUCAUACAUGUAGAGUGGAGGAGAGUCAUCCUGUGAAAUAAUUUGUCUUCUGAAUCUGGUUAACUUUUUCUCCACUUAAAAUUGUGUUAAGUUUAUUAUUGUGUUUUUUACAGGCUUAAUAUUUUGUUAGUUUUGUAUAGGUCUUUUUAGUAUAGACUGAUCCAAAAAUCAAAACUAGUGUGCUUGCUUGUGUUUCUUAGAAAGGGCUAAAGUUUAUAGUGAAGAUAAGUAGUUACCAUCUUUUUGUUUGUUCCCAAAACAAAAUACCUUUACUUUGAAGAAAGAAACGUGCUAAAUAAUAAAAAGCGUUACACCAAGGUCUUUUUACAACACAUUAAAUUGAUUUUGCAAACUACUUACAUGUUUCAUAAGUAACAUUUGAUGUUACAUCCUUUAAUUUUUCUUUUUUCUAUUGAGUCAUCUUUUAUAGGAAUUUUUUUAAGUUGAUGCCAUUUUUUAAAGUCUUCUGGGUUUUUUUUUUAAGAAAAUGGUAGAGAUCUUCAAAAUGUAACUUUUUCUCAAACUGAUUCAGGGUCUACUUUUUUCAGGACUACUCUGCUUUUUAUCUAAUAGGUGCUAUAGAAAACAUUUCCAAAAAGCACUCCUUUUUCCUCUGCCUUGGACAUAAUCCUUCCUUAGGAAGCUUGAAAGCUUAAGCCUAUGUUGACUAUGGAAAAGACUUUAACUAUCUGUAUUUCAAGACUCAGGAUAGUUUUCUGUUCUUUAAUUAAGGUUUCUUUAUUUUGUUUGUGGUAUAAUUCAGUAGUUAUACAGGGCCCUUUAAAACCCAGUGACUACCAUUGAAUGAUUAACCAUGCUACAGACCAAGCAUUAAUAAACGAGUCUUAAAAGUAACAGUCCGGUGAAGUAUAAGCACCUGUGCUAUCUGUAUUUUACAGUUGAACAGAGAGGUUAAGAAGUUUGCUUACAUCAGCCAUUGAGUGGCAGAAUAGGGAUUCAAAAUCAGGGUGUUUUUUUUUAUGAUUUUUUGUUUGUUUUCUUAAAAAUUCACAUCAAGUAUUCAUGUGUGUAAAAAUCAGUUGUAACGUCUGAUAAAAAAUUCAAAAUCUUCCCACUUUGGUGUCUGUGUCUAGAGUGCCUCCCAGGAUUUUUAAAACCACAAGACAAGUCUCAAAGUUGUUAUUUACAUGCAGAGGUGUUUAAUAACCACAUUUGGAAAAUUUGUCCGUUAGCUUUUUUUUAAAUGUACCAAUUCUAGCAAAAAAAAAUAAUUUACUUUUUGCAGAUGCUACUUCUCACAGUUGCACUGAUAAUUAGAUGGUGUGAAAUUAAAUAUUAGUGAACACUGUUAUGGAAUGCCUUCAAGCGUAAAGGAAUCAAGUGAACAAAUUGUUUUGUUUACAGGGGAGGAGGUGGUGAGGGAAAGGUUUGAAAUACUCAGGUGAGUAGGAUUCCUACAGCUGCUUAGUGAAAUUUGUAGCGUCUGGUAAGUUUCUGCAGCUGAAGGACUUCUGCAUUAGCCUCUUUAAAAUGUACUGGAAUUCUAAAAGGAUGGUUGUCUCUUGGGAAGGGAGCUGGGUGUGGAUGGGUUCUUUUUGGAAGGCUAGGAGGGCUUCUUACUGUACCCUAAAAAAAAUGUGAAUGUGUUGCCUUUUAAAAUUUGUGUGUAAAAGUAAAAGCAGUGAGUAAACUCAUCUUUAAUAUACUCCAAACAGGUAGCUUCAAAAAACAGACACUGUUGGAAGGCCUUUUGAGGCCUUUUACCCCGAUUUUAAAACUUACCCUAAUUAAGUCAUUUUAAAACUUGCUUUUGAGAAGUGUUUAGAUUUAAAGUAGAGAUAGGAAUUUUUUCUCCUCCUUCAAAAGCAAUUUGUUCAGAUUUAAAGUGCAUCUAAAAAGUUACGACUUUUGUAAUGCCAUUUUUCUAAUAUUGAAGGAAGUACUCAAUGAACUUUUGGCUUAGGCUCUUGCUGUAAGUGGACACUGGUGGUAUGUGCAGCUUUUGAGUAAUUAAGUUUUAAAGAAUUUGCAUAAUGAUUCAAAUGAAUAAUAAAACCUGAAAAGUGAAUGAAAAUUGGAGAAAUGAGGAAAAGGCUAGAGUUGACAAUAAGGUGACAGGAAAUGGAAUUUGAAGACUAAUCUGAAAUUGUGUAAGUUUUCUUAAGAUUGGGCAUUAUAAAAUAUUUGGGCCUUAGAAAUUCAGUACUUUGUGGGUGGUGGGACAGGUUUCACUCACUUUUCCCUUUUUGCCAACCCCAAAAUGGGAAGGUGUUUUGCCUUUGCAUUGUCAACAAGCCAUAUGUUACAUUUCCUGUUGUACACCACUGAGUGGUGUUUCUUCAGUGCCUGUAGCAAGAGUAUAUUUUGAUUGACUGCUUUAUGUGCUUGUUUAUUUUUUAUAGCGUUUAAAUCAAACGUUAUUGAGAUGGAUUGGGUUAUGAAACAUAAUGGUCCAAAUGACGCUAGUGAUGGGACAGUACGACUUCGUGGACUGCCAUUUGGUUGCAGCAAAGAGGAAAUAGUUCAGUUCUUUCAAGGUAUAUUGAGAUCUUCAGAAGUAGCAGGAGUGAAAUCAAAGGAUUUUAUGAUCCACCAAGAAGAUUGCUGGGCCAGCGACCGGGACCAUAUGAUAGACCGAUAGGAGGAAGAGGGGGUUAUUAUGGAGCUGGGCGUGGAAGUAUGUAUGACAGAAUGCGACGAGGAGGUGAUGGAUAUGAUGGUGGUUAUGGAGGUUUUGAUGACUAUGGUGGCUAUAAUAAUUAUGGCUAUGGAAAUGAUGGCUUCGAUGACAGAAUGAGAGAUGGAAGAGGUAUGGGAGGACACGGCUAUGGUGGAGCUGGUGAUGCAAGUUCGGGAUUUCAUGGUGGUCAUUUUGUACAUAUGAGAGGAUUACCUUUUCGUGCAACUGAAAAUGACAUUGCUAAUUUCUUCUCACCACUAAAUCCAAUACGAGUGCAUAUUGAUAUUGGAGCUGAUGGCAGAGCGACAGGAGAAGCAGAUGUAGAAUUUGUGACACAUGAAGAUGCCGUAGCUGCCAUGUCUAAAGAUAAGAAUAACAUGCAACAUCGGUACAUUGAACUCUUCUUGAAUUCUACUCCUGGAGGCGGUUCUGGAAUGGGAGGUUCUGGAAUGGGAGGCUAUGGCAGAGAUGGAAUGGAUAAUCAGGGAGGUUAUGGAUCUGUUGGAAGAAUGGGAAUGGGUAACAAUUACAGUGGAGGAUAUGGUACUCCCGAUGGCUUGGGUGGUUAUGGCCGUGGCGGUGGAGGCAGUGGAGGUUACUAUGGGCAAGGUGGCAUGAGUGGAGGUGGAUGGCGUGGGAUGUAUUAAAGCAUAACCACCAACAUCAAAGUCCUGACAACAGUGUCUGGUCUACUAGACUUUCUUACAGAUUUAAUUUCUUUUGUAUUUUAAGAACUUUAUAAUGACUGAAGGAAUGUGUUUUCAAAAUAUUAUUUGGUAAAGCAACAGAUUGUGAUGGGAAAAUCUGUUUUCUGUAGGUUUUAUUUGUUGCAUACUUUGACUUAAAAAUAAAUUUUUAUAUUCAAACCACUGAUGUUGAUACUUUUUAUAUACUAGUUACUCCUAAGGAUGUGCUGCUUUCAUAAGAUUUGGGUUGAUGUAUUUUACUAUUAGCUCUACAAGUAGUAGUAUAGUGUAAUUUUAGAGGACAAUGGUUCACCUUUGCAUAAACCACAAGUCUUUAAUAAGCAGACAUCUGGAAUAGAGCUUGGAAAAUAGUGUAACUUUUUUCUUUUAAUUUCUCCUGGACAGUACUGUAAAUAUAUAAAACUUAAAGAUGAGUGUAGGUGGCUUCAGGAGUAUAAAUUCCACUAAUUUCUAUAUUAGUCAUUCUUUUUCAAAUGUCAUUUAUCAAGCAUAGCUCUGAAAUGAAGAUCUAAAAGGUAUCUGGAUUUCUGAAUAGGGGAUGAGUGUUGGAAGUUUAAAUUCUAGCCCUAGAGUUUAGAAUAAGAUUCACUCAGCACUUGACUGAAGUACCAAAAAUGUUUCCCAAAAAAUGAUAGUUGUAAGUUAUCUCUAAAUGUUAGACUAGGUUAAGGUUCUCAGUGACAUGAGAAUUCAGUACAAAAAGUAUUUACUGUGGAGUAUAAUUCUCACAGCUGUUAUUUUCAGUUUUCCUGCCCAAUAAAGUAUAUGGUUUUUUAGUAACUGUAUAAAUGAUUAAACAAAUGUGAUAGUCAAUUUAAAUGAGAGUCCUGGAAGUUGGAUUUUGCAUUUGAUAUCUGUUUGGAGUUUUAGAGCCAUUGUGUUUAAAAAUGCUAUAUGUAGCAAGGAAAAGGUGCUUUUUACUUUUAAUCCCUUUGAUCAAUAUGGCUUUUUUCCAAAUUGGCUAAUGGAUCAAAAUGAAACCUGUCAAUGUGAAUUCAGUUAUUGACCUUGUUACUUGUUUUUGCUAGAAAUGUUAUUAAUGUAAUAAAUAUCAACAUGGGAGAUAAUA